Molecule: messenger RNA, 1651 nt
Organism: Punica granatum (pomegranate)
Lineage: Eukaryota; Viridiplantae; Streptophyta; Magnoliopsida; Myrtales; Lythraceae
Source: RefSeq, a predicted model, not a curated record
GAAAACCUAAAACCUCCGUCAUCAUCUUCCACCCAUCGGCUGCCGCAAUCCCCCAACACGCAGAGCUGCAACGAGUCACAGAGCCAUGGCGCAAUACGACCUGACGCCGCGCAUCGCUCCGAACCUGGACAGACACCUGGUGUUUCCGCUGCUGGAGUUCCUGCAGGAGAGGCAGCUUUACCCCGAUGAGGAGAUCCUCAAGGCGAAGAUCGAGCUACUCAGCAAAACCAACAUGGUUGACUACGCCAUGGACAUCCACAAGAGCCUCUACCACACCGAAGAAGUCCCCCAAGAUAUGGUGGAGAGGAGAGCCGAGGUCGUGGCCCGGCUCAAGGCACUGGAGGAGGCGGCAGCUCCUCUUGUGGCCUUCUUGCAGAACCCAAAUGCCGUUCAGGAGCUGCGAGCUGAUAAGCACUACAAUCUCCAGAUGCUCAAUGACCGCUAUCAGAUUGGUCCGCAGCAGAUUGAGGCGUUGUAUCAGUACGCCAAAUUCCAGUUCGAGUGCGGUAACUACUCGGGUGCUGCUGACUAUCUCUACCAGUACAGGGCCUUGUGCACAAACAGUGAACGGAGUUUGAGUGCACUCUGGGGGAAAUUUGCUGCUGAGAUUUUGAUGCCGAACUGGGAUACUGCUCUUGAGGAACUUAAUCGGUUGAAGGAAAUUAUUGAUUCGAAGCAGAGUUUUGCGUCACCCAUGAACCAAGUCCAGAGCCGGAUAUGGUUAAUGCACUGGAGUCUCUACAUAUUCUUUAACAAUGACAAUGGGAGGACACAGAUCAUUGACCUAUUUAAUCAGGAUAAGUACAUAAAUGCGAUCCAGACAAGUGCUCCACAUCUCCUCCGUUACCUUGCCACUGCAUUCAUUGUUAACAAGAGGAGGAGGACUCAAUUCAAAGAUUUUAUAAAGGUCAUACAGCAGGAGCAGCAUUCUUACAAAGAUCCCAUUACAGAGUUUCUUGCCUGCGUCUAUGUCAACUAUGACUUUGAUGGAGCACAAAAGAAAAUGAGGGAGUGUGAGGAAGUGAUUUUGAAUGAUCCUUUCCUCGGAAAACGAGUUGAGGAUGGCAACUUCUCGACUGUUCCAUUGAGAGAUGAGUUUCUUGAAAAUGCCCGUCUCUUUAUUUUUGAGACUUACUGCAGAAUUCACCGCCGCAUUGACAUGGGAGUACUUGCUGAAAAAUUGAAUCUGAACUAUGAGGAGGCUGAGAGAUGGAUUGUGAAUCUCAUCCGAGGCUCAAAACUGGAUGCCAAGAUAGAUUCAAAGUCAGGAACCGUUCUCAUGGAACCGAAUCACCUCAACGUGUAUGAACAGUUGAUAGACCACACCAAGGCUCUCUCCGGACGUACCUACAAACUAGUCGGUCAAGUAUUGGAGCAUGGACAGACGCAAGCCACCCGAUAAUUUUGGUCUUGAGUGGGUGGAGUGACUGUUGUUAGAUUUAAGUUGCUCUGUAUUAUUUUGGUCAGAUGAUUAAUUUCUCAUCAGAGGAUAGAUAAAUUUUGGCCAAGUUUACCUUGAAUCCUAUGGCUUUGGUAGGAUAAGAAUAUCAAAUGUUACACUGUUUAAGUUAUUUGUGAUCACGCGGCCAAUGUUUGCUUCAACUGGUUCGGCUUUGCAUAGUUAAUGAUGUGUACAACCUUCUUUUUCCCA